AUGAAGGAGCAGGACCUCACCUUCUCCAACCGCCCCAGGCUCAGCAGCCCCGACCGCCUCAUCUACGGCUCCAAGGAAGUCUCCUUCGCCCCCCACGGCGACUACUGGCGCCAGAUGCGCUCCGUCUUCGUCCUCCGCCUCCUCAGCAACAAGCGCGUCCAAUCCUACCGCCGCGUCAGGGAGGAGGAGACCUCCCUCAUGGUGGACGACCUCAUGCGGCUUUCGUCGUCUUCCGCGCCUGUCUUGGUGAAUUUGAGCCAUGUGUUGGUGUCGUUGACGAGCAAUGUGAUUAGCAGGGUGGCGUUGGGGAGGAAGUAUGGAGAUGGUAGAGAAGGGAAUGGGUGUAGAAGCUUCUUCGAGGAGCUUCAAGAAAUUUUGGGGACUUCUCCUGUGGGAGACUAUGUUCCUUGGUUGUCAUGGAUGUGUUGGAUCAAUGGUUUUGAUGCGAGGAGAGAGAGAGUGUCGAAGGGUUUGGAUAGUUUUUUGGAGCAUGUUGUGAGAGAGCAUAGGGAGAAAGGUGGUGAUGAAGGUGGGGAGAUGGAUUUUGUUGACAUUACUCCUUGA
Molecule: messenger RNA, 564 nt
Organism: Salvia splendens (bonfire salvia)
Lineage: Eukaryota; Viridiplantae; Streptophyta; Magnoliopsida; Lamiales; Lamiaceae
Product: cytochrome P450 71A6-like
Exons: 1
Coding region: 1-564 (187 amino acids)
Molecular function (GO): monooxygenase activity; heme binding; iron ion binding
Source: RefSeq, a predicted model, not a curated record